Messenger RNA from Penicillium verhagenii, 1032 nucleotides. RefSeq names its product NADPH:quinone oxidoreductase family protein. The record is from RefSeq and is a predicted model, not a curated record. Gene Ontology annotation, molecular function: oxidoreductase activity; zinc ion binding. Lineage: Eukaryota; Fungi; Ascomycota; Eurotiomycetes; Eurotiales; Aspergillaceae. The transcript has 2 exons. The coding region runs from base 1 to 1032 and encodes 343 amino acids. Gene Ontology annotation, cellular component: mitochondrion.
AUGCGGGCCGUCCAAAUCAGCGAAUACGUCAAGGGACCCCUGGACCUGAAAGUCUCAGACGUCCCAACACCAACACCGGCAGCGGACAAAUAUCUCAUUGAGAUCCACUCCGCCGGUACCAAUUUCUUCGACAUCCUUCAAAUCCAAGGCAAAUACCAGCACCAACCCCCUCUCCCUUGGGUCGGUGGUUCCGAGUUCGCCGGUACCGUCACCGCCGUACCUACCUCUUCAUCAUCGCCGCAGUUCAAGGUUGGAGACCGUGUUUUCGGCGCAACCCAAGGAGCCUACGCGACGCAUGUUCUCGCCCCGGAGAAAUCUCUCCUCCCCGUGCCGGCGGGCUGGACGUUCGAAGACGCGGCCGGACUUUUCGUCACGGCGCCCACAUCCUACGGCGGUCUUGUGCACCGUGCUGGUGUGAAAUCCGGGGACUGGGUACUUGUGCACGCUGCGGCGGGUGGCGUGGGUCUAGCCGCUGUGCAGAUUGCGAAGGCGAAGGGGGCAGUUGUUGUUGCGACUGCUGGGACAAAGCGGAAGAGGGAGAUUGCGAUGGAGUUUGGAGCGGAUUAUGUGGUUGAUUAUACGGAUAAGGCGUGGCCGGAGGAGGUGAAGAAGCUUUGUGCUGCUAAUAGGGAGGGCAAUGGGAAGGCGGGUGUUGAUAUUGUUUAUGAUCCUGUUGGAUUGAUUGAUGCGAGCUUGAAGUGCGUGGCGUGGAAUGCGCGGUUGUUGGUUAUUGGGUUUGCGGCGGGCAAGAUUGAGAAGGUUGCGUUGAACCGGGUGCUGUUGAAGAAUGUGAGUCUUGUGGGCUUGCAUUGGGGACCAUAUGCGCAGUUUGAGAAGGAGACUGUUAGCGUGAUUUGGAAGGGGAUUUUCGAUCUUGUUGCCAAGGGUCUGUUCCGGGGGACGGCGUUUAAGGAUGAUAGUUUUGUUGGGUUGGAGAGUGUUCCGAGGGCUUUGCAGGCGCUGGGUGGACGGGAGACUUGGGGAAAGGUGGUGGUGAAUGUGGUUGGCGAGAAGGCGAAGAGUCGAUUGUAG